Molecule: messenger RNA, 5238 nt
Organism: Varroa destructor (honeybee mite)
Lineage: Eukaryota; Metazoa; Arthropoda; Arachnida; Mesostigmata; Varroidae
Product: aminopeptidase NAALADL1-like
Molecular function (GO): carboxypeptidase activity
Source: RefSeq, a predicted model, not a curated record
UGAAUGACGUAUGUGAAGUAGCACGAAGAGUUUUCGUGCAAGGUGCUAGUGCCCGUGUUGUGCGCUAAAGGAAAUCACGGCCCGAAUCUGUCCGUAAAUAAGUUGUUACAUGAGAGAAACUAUAAAUGGCAAAACUAUGUAUUCUUAUUGCAUGUGAAUGAAUAUAUUAGAGAUUAGCGAAGGUGAUAAAAAGUUUUGCCGAAAUCGUAAUCUGGUGCGCUAGUGAAGCGGGUGUGCGGCGGUAGUUGAGGGGUUACGCUAUGAUAUAAGAAAAAUGGUUAUGGGAUACUGAAGUGACGAAAGCAUCAAUUAGAACUUUGAUAAACUUGUUGUUUCGUGCUAUUGUUGCCAAGCUGACUGAUGUGCUCUUAUUUGUGCUCUUCAAAACCGAAAAAAAAAAACAAGCCUGAACGGUUGUGUGCUCACGAAAGCUCUUAUCUCCAAGAUUGUAGUUUACGAAGACAUCUAUUGUGGUUCGAAAUUCAGAACGAAUAGUCAUUCAAUGAAGCAUCGCAAAGAGUCAGCUAUAUUGUAAAAUAUCGCUAUCAUCAAUCGUCGACCAGCGAAAAGCUCUGCGAUGGUAAAACCAUCAACGAGGAGGAAUCAUAGCUAGCCAAUAAUUGUAGUCUGCGUUCUAAGGGAAAUAUUCAGUCGCGGCGUCUCUUUCAUUCCACCUGAACGCCCUCUUGUGUGCAGCGUCUAGAUGUGCUUGCGCACAACAGACAAGCAAGUCGUCUGCAGCGUCAGAACAAACUAAUGGAACUGCCUCUUUCGGAGUAGUCCACCAUAGAAAUGAUUGUUACAUUUAACGAAUAACAACCCUCGUCUACCCACCACUAUCGUCGUAGGAGGAAAUACAGAGAUUUACGCUCACAAAGGAUUUUACUAGCAUCGUACACAAACUGUAUAAGUACCGCUCCCACUGCAGCAGAACCUAAAAGAACCGUUGCUGACAUAGCCUUUGGUCUGGCUUUGAACCCACUAGCUCGAUUUUCAACAGCAACAGCUCGAGUCCACCGCGCGCACGUCAAGGGGACAGGCGUAACCCCCUUUGUGACAUUGGUUCUUGCCUCCACCUAAAGCGAAGGACUACUUUGCGAACCAUCGGUAGAGGGCAAGCUGCACCAGGUGCCUGUAACAAAGUUGCUGCUGUUACAACUACCGUUAGUCUUGGUGCCGCCAUUGAAACGAACCACAACGUGUCGCGAAAGCUUCAAGACGAGUCUGAGACAUCGUGGCAGGUGAACGAAUCACUCGAGUUCACCCUCAUCGGAAACCCUAGGGGUCGUAGUGCUGCCUGUAUGGGUAUGGGUUCGAUGGAGUGGGAUGCGAAACACGCUACCUGCUAUACAAAAUGGCACACAAGCGACCAGGACAAUGUCGAUUUACAACUAUCACCAUCGCCGACCACAUUGACGCACGUUGUUCGGCCCAGAAGACGCAGAACUUUUACAAGCCGCGAUUACUGGCCCGCCAGUUAUCGAGGCAUGAUGGUCAAAGCGUUAUGGGUAUUUUGUGUAUUCUGUCUUGGCCUCAUACUAGGUUACUCGACCCGACGGCAGAUUCAGCUGAGAAGAGGUAGUUUCACAGGCGAACCUGGAUCUUGCGAGGACCUUCCGCCACAGUUGAGCCUUUACCCACGUGAGGGUCUCAUUAGGAAGCUAGUCAAAUCUGUUAGCAGAGACAACAUACACAGCUGGUUAUGGACUAUGACACGUGAGUUCCACGUGGGCGGUUCGGACAAAGGUGCCACGUUGGCUAGCAAGAUACGAGCCGCAUGGCAGACUCAGGAACUACAAGGACUACGAAUUGAAGAGUUUCGUCCGUUGCUAUCCUAUCCAGAUAUGGAACGGGCAAACGAGGUUCGACUUACGAGAGGGUCUAGGGUGUUAUUCCAGUUGACCACCACGACGCGGGACAAUCAACUAGAAACUCAGCCAUACGUGGCAUACUCGUCACCGGGAAAGGUACGGGGUAAGCCGGUCUAUGUGCACUUCGGCCAGCCUGAGGAUUUUGAUAUGUUAAAGUCGCGAGGAGUUACGUUAAACGGAACGAUAGCCAUUAUGCGCUAUGGAAAAGGUGAACUGCUGGCAAAGAUUAAGAGAGCCGAGGACAACGGCGUUAAAGGUGUCCUUAUUUAUGGUGAUCCACUCGAUACCGAAUGGGAAUCAGUAGACCCGCUGGAGUCAGGCAGCCCCCCAGUUCCGUGGGAUGCGGUCGAACGGGCGAGUCUCAAGUCAUUUCCCGGGGAUCCAGCGACCCCAUUUCUUCCCGCCAGCUCCGACAUGCACCGUCUCCCACGAGCCGACGUCCAAUUACCCGCUAUACCGGUGCAGCCGAUCAGCGCUGGAGAUGCUCAGCAUUUCCUUCGCGACAUGGGAGGACCUGUCGCUCCGGUCCAAUGGCAAGGCCGACUCAAUAUUACCUUUGCUUUUGGGCCUGGUUAUAAAGAUGCUGCGGAAGUCGAAAUUCAGCUGUCCUCAUUCAAUCUCUUUAGAGAGAUGGCAGUUCACAACGUCAUCGGACUUAUUCCCGGUACAUACGAGCCAGGGCGUUACCUUAUCAUUGGUUGUCAUCAUGACGCUUGGACACAUGGAGCCGCAGAUCCAGGAACCGGAAUGGCUGUCCUGAUGGAAGUAGCACGCAUGUUCUCUGACCUGGUUCGCAUCGAGGGUUGGCGACCGAAACGAACUUUGGUAUUCGCCGCCUGGGACGCUGCCGAAUUUGGCCAGGUCGGUAGCACGGAGUUUGUGCAAAAAUACGGGCAAGAGUUGGGUCAACGGAUCAUUGCAUAUAUCUCAUUGGAUCGCGCGAUAACAGGAAACCGAACUUUACAAGUGAUGGGCAGCCCACUUCUCCGACAGGUUCUCAGUGAGGCGGCGGAACAGGUACCAGAAGUCGGAUCACCUGAAGCGGAAAGUCGAGACGACGAUAAUGGCGCUGAUGGAAGACGUGUCGCUGGCGAAAAAAAAACGGAGAAGGAUGGGACAUCGGAUGCUGGCCAGGGGCGGUUAUACUCACGUCCUGCGAGUUCCCCCAUGCAAUCCAAUCCUCCAAGUCUCUAUGCAAGCUGGGCAAGACGGGGUACUUUGCGUCCAUCAAAUAUACGCAACCCUCGACCUGAAAUGAGUCCCCCGGCUGGCGGUUGCGCAGAUUUGUUGCCGUUCGCCCAGCUCCUGGGCACCUCUACCGUCCACGUUCAGUUGGUUGCGCGAGACGGUCGUUAUGAUUACCCUGCGGCGCGCACAGCCUAUGACGAUCUCGACUAUUUGAUUGGAUACGCCGAUCCCGGACAGCAUGCUGCUGCCGCGCUUGCACAACUCGUGGCCGUCUUUUCGCUGGCUCUCAUCGAUAGCCUUCGACUUCCAAUUAAGGUAACCGACUAUGCCGAGCAGAUUUCGGCUGACUUUGCGCCAUUUCAACGUCGGUAUGGCGAGUUCUUUCGCUCGUAUCAUUUACGAAUGGACGUUUUAGCGGCUGCAGUGAGAGCAUUUACGAUUGCUUGUAGGGAUUUUCAAGAAGAAUACGAGGACAUUGUUAAGGACCAACAAACACUGGCCCCUACGACCGUCGCGGAGUACAACGAACGAGUUAUGCAACUCGAACGGAGCUUCCUAUUACCGGCCGGUUAUCCUCGUCACCCUCACCAGCGGCACCUCGUUUACGGACCAGACAAUGAAGACGACAGUCGGGGCGCGCUAUUCCCUCACUUAGUCGUUGCAAUUCGACAGGCGCGCAAGAGGCCCACUUCUCCGGCACUCAGUUACGUACGAGAAAAUCUCUCGUUAGUCCUUCACGCCCUGAGGUCCGCCUCGGGGGUGCUAGAUCGGAGCCUCCUGCGUGUGCCGGAAGGUACGACUUCCCCGAGGUCAACAAGCUAGAACGGAAGCGGCAGUUCAGGAAGGACGUCUGCUUCGCAGCAGCCUUCGAUUAUAGUAACAGGAGCCAUUCAAAUUUCCAUCAGUCUAGAGCACCCUUGUUAGAAAGAAACUGAUCCUUGUUAAUCCAGAAACUCUGCUGGACAGAUCGUCGCAGUAGAUUAAAUAACUGAUGCCCGCGAUUCAAAAUGGCGCAGUAACUUUGCUGAUGAUGUUCGUUGAUUUCAGAGCGAAGGCAGUCAUAGACGGUAUCCCUGAUCGGCGUCGGGAGCGUAUAAAUUUGUUAGGGAAACAGCGUCGUCUAAACCUAAGUGAAUUUAAUUUAGAAUCAGUAUUGGGUUAAAUGCCUGGUCGGUCGGUUAAAGCGGAAUAUAUCUGGGACAAUCAUAGAGCAUCUCUUAUUCCAUUUACGAAAAAUGUUUCAACCCAAAAAAUCGACCGAUCUAUUGUCUCCAGUUAGUUAAUAUGAUGAUAGUAAUGAUAAUUAUGGCUCUUAUAGUAACGGGAAUUAACGAAAUGAAGAUAGCAGCAAUGGCGGGAUGGCUCAAUUUUAAUUAGCACUUCAGUAAAGUAUACUAUCGAAUCAACAAUUAUCAGAAUAAGUUCCAAGUAGCCUGCAACAGGCCUUCUUUCUAUCUAAACAAAAGCCACGUUCAGGUGUGCGCGUGCUGGCAGCUUUAACAGCGCACGAUUCCUGCGUGCCGAAUGACUCAGGAAUAGCAAACUACAAAUAGUCACUAGUAAUGAUAAUCUGUUCCAGUUACGGGUCGUUUUAGAUAGAAGAACACACAAACUGAUAUCAGUACAAUCUUGUGAGCGAAUACUAGAACGGAUGUCAAUUUUGGGUCAGGGAGUUGGGUUCAAUGUAAAACGGCAAGCGUUUGUCUAGUCGCUGUUCUACUGUACAAAUGAAUGAAUAAAAUGUUACUGGACUGUUCGCUUCAUGGAUUAUGAUCAAACAUAAGCGAGUGUCUGAAGCGAAAUACAGAAACGUUAACAGGUACGCUGACGUUAACUGUUUUUCUCCUAUACGUAUACAGUCACACACACACACAUCUAUAUAAGAGUUGACUUUUUGUUCGUAAUUUGCCCUUACUCCGAUAAUGAUCUGAAGCUUUUUGGAUACCUUCUAUUUGUUUAGAUUACAUCUUAGCGCGCCAUUCGUCUCAUUAGAUGGCCUAAAACAUGUGCUACAACAACCGAAACGAUCAAAAUAUAAAGUUAAUUUAUUUACUGCUUCAAUUUGCAUAUAUAUACAUAUAUAUUUUUCAUACACUGAUUAUACGAGUCUAGUAAGGGGUUAACAGUAAAGAAAGAUGAGAAAAAAAAAUGGCCGCUUCUGCGAGUUACGUAAAACGCA